UUCAUUGAUCUCCGCUGUACUGCACGAUUCCUGAUGGACUGUACUAAUCUUCGGGCGCAAGCAUGACCGCUCGCGGUUCAAACGUUUUUGAAGUGCCUUCAGUCGUCGACUGCGAGCGGGCCUUAUCAUCAUGAUCGUUCGGCCUGGUGGGCGGGACGCUGGGGCCUUAUCAUCAUGAUCGUUCGGCCCGGUGGGCGGGACGCUGGCUGAGCGCCAUGAGUAUAAAGGGCUGCCGCAGCCUCCAUUUCUCCAUUCGUUCUCUGCUGCUGUUCGAGUGCGGGUCGAGAAUCGUGGCCCAGAGCUCAGUCACGCGAUCGGAGGAAGGAAGGCAGCGAGUGGAGGGUGGCAGAAGGAUCAGCAGCAGGAGUUCGAAUUGAAAUCGAAGAAAUUGGAGGUGACAGGAUUUGAGGAAGAAGAGGUCGUUCUCCUCGUUGAGUUUUCGAGUCGUCGGCGCGAUGGAUUCCCGAGCAAUUCAGGUCUACAAUCCGUCGAUGGCCGCUUUGAAUCGAGCGAGAGCUGCGUUGUCUACCGCAGAAAGGUCGGAGAUGCCCUGGCUCAUGGAGGAAUUUCUCGCCGAAUUGGAGAAUUUCUGCCCUGUUCGAGGAUCUAUUCCACCUCCGACCCGGAGCAGUCCGCUGCCGGUGUGGUACACGAGGAGACCUCUGCAUGACAUCACGAGGAUUUUGAGCUCCCGAGAUGGGACAUCAAAUUCAGGACCAAAGUCUGAAGGGAAGCCGAAGAAGAAGUUCCAAAAGUGUCAAAAAUUGAAAUUCCGUUCGGGUUCGAUGAGAAACAGUCAGUUCCGAGAAAGGCGAUGAUGUAUUCGAAGACUGCAGCGUCCGUGGCCAACAGAGGCGCACUGCUGAGGAGAGGAUUCAGAUGACCGUGAACCAUUUCGUUUACAUGAUAUUGUGUUAUUCAACACAUGUUGAAGAUCCAAUGCGGACAGAACGACGUAGAGAUGCGUUCUGCAAUUGAGUAGUAGCAAUUUUGAUAAUCUUCGUUUGAGGAGAUAGCCGGCAUUAAUCUAGAUAGUGAGUUUACAUACGCGGAGUAUUUUUGUAGUGAACCGCGAAAGACAAAAGGUAUCUGUCAAUGAGAACUCUCAAGCAGUUGCCGAAUUUGCUGUAAAAUUUAAAGCAGCGUUAGAUGAUUAGCAAUGAAAUUCGACAUUGCCGGCCACUAGAUCAGUGGAACGAAGAAUGUAGGGGUCUUGUACAAUAGGCUCGUUCUCCCCUGCGUCACUGAGUAAUCUUCCCGAAUUACUCAAUUACGAAUUAGCUUCACCAAGUGAAGCCAACUCUCAUUUUCACUGUCCAGCAGACAGUCGUACAUAAUCAAAGUAUUCCCU
This is a messenger RNA of Marchantia polymorpha subsp. ruderalis, 1351 nucleotides long. The record is from the annotation of a GenBank genome assembly. Lineage: Eukaryota; Viridiplantae; Streptophyta; Marchantiopsida; Marchantiales; Marchantiaceae.